This is a messenger RNA of Spodoptera littoralis (African cotton leafworm), 2547 nucleotides long. Lineage: Eukaryota; Metazoa; Arthropoda; Insecta; Lepidoptera; Noctuidae. The record is from the annotation of a GenBank genome assembly.
AUGUUGAGACAAGUGUUAGUUUUGAUAUUAUUUAAUAUUUGUACUAUACUAGGAGAAGAAAUUACCCAAAAGUCAUGUAGUAAUCAUUGCUCUUACUCUUUACUUGAAGAACUAUUAGAUAGAAGAAAGGAUGCAGAUACAAAAAGUAUAGUAUACGGCUCAGAAGGUGCCAUAAUAUGCCCUAUUCGAUCUGAAUCAAAUUCCAUUAUUCAUUGGCAUCACAUUGAUACUACAGGACAGAUAAAAGAAAUAAAGCCGUCAGACGAUUAUGCUAUUUCUAAAAACGGUAGAGAACUGAAGAUUAGGCAUAUGCAUUACAAUAUGGUGGGAAAAUAUGCCUGUUCCGUUGUCUAUACUCAAAAAAUUGGGAUUAUAUUGGUGGCACCUAAUAUAACAGGAGGAAAAGAGAAAAAGGCUGUAAUUGGUUCUAAUGUAACCAUAACUUGCAAAAUCAUUAAAGGGGUGCCUUUGCCUCACUUCACUUGGCAGUUUAAGGAUAUGACCAGUUCAGAGUUCAAAUCUAUAGAUGCAUCUGGCAAUACCCUGCGCCUAUCAAAUGUGUCUCAAGAAAAUGCAGGUUUCUACAAAUGUAUCGCACAGAAUGAAGCUGGUAUUGACAAUCAUGUUACUGAGUUUAUUGUUGAAUUUCCACCGAAGAUCGUUUUAAAAUCUUCUACAGAGUAUAUUGGGUUUAAAGGGGAUCUUGCAUUGAGGAUACCAUGCGAAGCUCUCGGUAAUCCAAAACCAGCCAACACUUGGAAAGUAGGAGGAAUUGAAAUACGACCGAAUGACAAAUAUUCUAUAGAAGAUGGAUCUCUCGUAAUAAAAAAUCUAACACAAAAUGAUUCUCUAUCGUAUACCUGUGAAGCUAAGAACCAGAUAGGAUCGGACAUUGCGACUUUUAAAUCAAGAGUAAAAGAAUUCAUCAGCGACAUCAGUAUUGAAAGUAAAUACAUUUACUUGUUAGUCGGGGAAACCAGAAAGUUAUAUUGCGAGGGCUACAAUUCUUCUGGAUUAGUCAGAUGGUUUAUUGAAGACGUAGAAGUAAGUGACAAAAAGAAACCAUAUUAUGAAGUAGUUAAUGCCAAUUUAGCUUCUGAUGGAAACUAUACAUGUAGGGUCAACGACAGACAUGGACGUACAUUUUCACAUAACUAUAUAGUGGAUGUCGGCUACCCUCCUACGUUGUACGAAGCAUCGACUUAUUUGACAAAUAAAUGGCGUGGUACGUUAAAGAGUAUCAUAUACAACUGUGACAGUUACGCAAAACCACGAGCCAAAGUUGUUUGGGAGUUCAACGGCAAAGUUACAACGGAGAAGGAUAUAUUACAAGGAGGUGCUACAAAUAAAUGGGGACAGUACAAGUGCACAGUGUCAAACGUACAUGGAUCAGUAGAGAGGAGCUUUCAUGUCAACUCGAAUAUAUUAUGCUUCAUAAGAAGAUCUUUGGAAGACGAAAACAUUCCGCUGAUGUUAACAACAAAUUUGACCUUGCCAGGGUCAUGGGGAGCGACACAUUAUGAUAUGCUUAUAGAAAAAAAUGAAGAAAUCUUAUUAUUUUGUCCCAGCGACAAUCACACUAGAAAUUAUUUUCAGAAGUUCCCUAACAAAAAUGAAUUGGUAUCGUUUUGUGAUCACCAAGACUUGUUCUUAGUAGGAAAUAAGACACAAAGGGUAGACGAUUUGCUAUGUAAAAAUAAAUUUAUGCCCACAAUCAAGAAAAUGAACAAAGAAUGCAUAACAAAAACUGCGGAACUUAUAAAAGUCGGUUAUGAUGUGGGUCGAUUUGUAGAAACAUAUUCAGUCUGUUUUGACCACCAUAAAAAUAUGCCACUACGUACAUUUCAAAAAGUAACUACAAUUGACGAUGAACCACGAUUUUUAGCGCCUUCCAAUGAUUGGUUCGUACAUCCAGGAAUUGGAAAUGUAAAUGUUAAUAGAGGGUUUACAUGUAAACAUGUUAAUGAAACAUGUUGUUAUGAAAAAACUUAUAUGGCGAAUCCACGGUACUUCAUACACGGGUUAGCGAAGAAAGCUACUUUUAUGGACUUUUUGAAUGUGGUCCCUUCUUGGCGACAUUGUGCGAAUAGCAGUCAGGAAGCCACUUGGGAAGACGUCGAUCGUAUAUUGGAAAAUGUUAUGUCCUACAACAGUAUUUACGUCUGGACUGGUGCGCAUACCUUCGAAGAUAUAAAUGGAGUAUCCAUACCACGAUAUUUAUAUAAGGUAGUGAAAUCCGAAGCAGAAGAAUUUGAUCCAAUGGCAAUAAUUCGUGUGAACAGUCCAACACCUACAGAAAAGGAUAUAUUAUGUCCCACCAUAGAUCUGGAGUCAUUAGUGAUGUUUGAUUCAAGUCCAGUACUAACCAAGUACACCUACGCUUGUGAUUUUCUAGACUUUCUUGUGGAAUUGGAUUUAGAGGCAGAGGAUUUCGAAAUUUAAUUCCCGAUACAAAUGCGAAACCAAAUCCUGCUAAUAUUGGAAUAUAAGGCGUUCAAUCAAGAUGCGAGUUCAAGAAUAACAUCUAUAAAAGAGGUUUCAUCGAUC